AUGGCGGGGUACAAAAACAACCCAAUCCACAGCAUCCCGGAAGAAGAAUGUCUUCUGGGAGAAAGACCCGAUGCACCACUUCUCAAAUCAAUCUCCCCCAAAGCGAAAGCCUUCCGCAUCGUUGCCCUCCUAACAGCUCUCAUCAGUGCUAUAGCUCUAGCACUCACCCUAAAAAACGGGUACGAGUCCUCAUCUAUGCUUGAAUCUGUACCUGCAUCUGUGUCUAGGAAUGGAAAACCUGACCAACCACCGGUUGCGUCGUAUAGGUCCCGCAAACAAGUGACACACCCCCCACGCCCUUGCAACAGUAUCCAGGACGGAUAUCAAUGUUUCGCAGAUCUCUCUCACAGCUGGGGCCAGUACUCGCCCUACUUCUCACUGGCCGACAAUGAUUUGAGCUCUACUUCUCGUUCUAGCUCUAUUUCAAGCAUCUCGGACGCAGUUCCACAGCAAUGCAACAUCACAUUUGUACAGGUUCUAUCCCGCCACGGCGCCAGAUACCCAACUGCAUCCAAGAGCGAGAAAUACGCACAGCUCAUCCAGGACAUCCAAGCAAAUGCCACCGCCUACAAAGGAAAAGCCUCAUUCCUAAAAACAUACAACUACACACUUGGAAGCGACGAUCUGACCACCUUCGGCGAGAUCCAAAUGGUAAACUCCGGAAUCAAAUUCUAUUCUCGCUACGAGUCUCUAUCCCGAAACAACAUUCCAUUCAUUCGAGCCUCUGGAUCUUCCCGCGUCGUUGAAUCAGGCCAGUUCUUCAUUGAAGGAUUUCAAAAAAGCAAAAAGCACGAUAAAAACGCUUUAUCUCAAUCUUCGCCGAAAAUCAAUGUGGUUAUCUCCGAAGACACAGGUUCAAACAACACAUUGAAUCACAAUACAUGUCCUGCUUUCGAGAAAAGUUCUCUCGGCGAUAAAGUUGAAGAUAACUAUACCGCUAUCUUUGUACCGGCUAUUCAAUCUCGUCUUCAGUCCCUUCUCCCAGGAACAUCUCUCUCAUUGGAUGAUGUUACAUAUCUGAUGGAUCUGUGCGCGUUUAACACCGUCUCCGAUACACCGGAUGGUUCGACAAAGUCUGCGUUCUGUGCGCUCUUCACAGCAUUAGAGUGGAAAGAAUACAGCUACUACCAAUCUCUCUCAAAGUACUAUGGGUACGGUGCUGGGAAUCCCCUUGGACCUACACAAGGCGUGGGAUUUGUCAACGAGCUCAUUGCACGAAUGACACAUACCCCUGUUAGAGACCAUACGACGACGAAUCGGACUUUGGAUUCGAAACGCUCUACUUUCCCUCUUGACAAGGCUAUCUAUGCGGACUUCACGCAUGAUAACGGGCUUAUAUCUAUUUAUUUUGCGUUGGGACUGUAUAACGGGACGGCGCCUUUGCCGAAGAAUCACGUACAGUCUUUUGAGAGGGCGGAUGGAUAUUCUGCUUCUUGGACUGUGCCGUUUGGUGCCAGGGCAUAUUUUGAGAUGAUGGAUUGUGGUGGUGAGCAGCCUUUGGUCAGGAUUUUGGUUAAUGACCGGGUUGUUCCGUUGAGUGGGUGUGAUGUUGAUGAGGUGGGGAGGUGUAAACGAGAUGAUUUUGUUAGGGCGUUGAGUUUUGCGAGAGAGGGUGGGAGGUGGGAGGAUUGUUAUGUAUGA
This is a messenger RNA of Penicillium angulare, 1641 nucleotides long. Its product is annotated as histidine phosphatase family protein. Gene Ontology annotation, molecular function: acid phosphatase activity. The coding region runs from base 1 to 1641 and encodes 546 amino acids. The transcript has a single exon. The record is from RefSeq and is a predicted model, not a curated record. Lineage: Eukaryota; Fungi; Ascomycota; Eurotiomycetes; Eurotiales; Aspergillaceae.